Messenger RNA from Trachymyrmex cornetzi, 759 nucleotides. It is a transcript of the gene Dim1, whose product is annotated as thioredoxin-like protein Dim1. NCBI's taxonomy places the organism in Eukaryota, Metazoa, Arthropoda, Insecta, Hymenoptera, Formicidae. The coding region runs from base 93 to 521 and encodes 142 amino acids. The record is from RefSeq and is a predicted model, not a curated record. Gene Ontology annotation, biological process: mRNA splicing, via spliceosome. Gene Ontology annotation, cellular component: U4/U6 x U5 tri-snRNP complex; spliceosomal complex; U5 snRNP. The transcript is spliced from 3 exons.
ACCUUAAACAACAUUUUUAAUUGCCUUAAUACAAACAUAUACGAAACUGCAUCAUUUUGUAAUAGCAAAUAUUGUAUUACACACAUCUCAAAAUGUCUUAUAUGCUAUCGCAUUUGGAAAAUGGCUAUCAAGUCGAUCAAGCCAUUCUGUCGGAAGAAGAUAGAGUCGUGGUGAUUCGCUUUGGACACGAUUGGGAUCCGAUGUGUAUGAAAAUGGAUGAAGUACUCUAUAAUAUCGCAGAGAAAGUUAAGAACUUUGCUGUUAUUUAUUUAGUGGAUAUCACAAAAGUGCCAGAUUUUAAUAAAAUGUAUGAACUGUAUGACCCAUGUACAGUAAUGUUCUUCUUCAGGAACAAACACAUCAUGAUAGAUUUAGGUACUGGAAACAAUAACAAAAUAAAUUGGACUUUGGAGGACAAACAGGAAAUGAUCGACAUUAUUGAAACAGUUUACAGAGGUGCAAGGAAAGGUCGAGGUUUAGUUGUCUCUCCUAAAGAUUAUUCUACUAAAUAUCGAUAUUAAUUUAUUUGUAAAAUAUAUGAACGUUUUUGUAUUUUGAAGAUAGAUAAUGCUAUAUUUAUUUCAAGGCAAUACAUUACAUCAGAACUGGGAUUUAGUUGUACAUUUCGACCGAUUUUCAGCUUGAUUCCCUUUAUUUUUACUUCAACCCGCGUACAGCCUGAAUGCCGAUCGGUCAUCGAACCAAGCUGAAAGCCGAAAAGUGCAACUAAAUCCCAACUGUGCAUUACAUGAAAGAAAC